Molecule: messenger RNA, 4108 nt
Organism: Photinus pyralis (common eastern firefly)
Lineage: Eukaryota; Metazoa; Arthropoda; Insecta; Coleoptera; Lampyridae
Gene: SIDL
Product: trafficking protein particle complex subunit 10
Exons: 13
Coding region: 233-3613 (1126 amino acids)
Biological process (GO): early endosome to Golgi transport; intra-Golgi vesicle-mediated transport
Cellular component (GO): TRAPPII protein complex
Source: RefSeq, a predicted model, not a curated record
UUCUCUUAUAUAUAUGGUUUCCAGUGGUGGAGGAAAUUUGAUUAAAUGUCAAAAUCAUGAGAAAUGAAUUGAAUGUCCACUAUUUAUUACCAAUUGUUUAGGUUAAAUGUAAAUAUCUACUUCUAAAUUAACUGAUUUUUCAUACAAGGCUUAACAAGAAAUAAAUUUUGUAUCUACAGCUAAAAUGUGUUACUUAGUGCCUUCUGGUUAAAAAAAACUUAAAAUUCUGAUCAUGAAUGGUGUAGAUUGUUUGGAACCUGAUACAGUUGAUCGGCGACCUAUUAUAACUUGUGCAGGCGAACUUGAGGUGUUUUCAGCUUUAGAAGACUCUCUGACACAGGCAUUACCACAAGAUUCUUGUGAACUGCGUAGAUCUCUAGGACGUCCUGUACGUCUAGUACAUAUUGGUGCACAUUUUAUACCCUUUAGUCCAGAUGCCUUGCCAAAAGAGAACCAGUGGGAUCUUAUUCGCCAGCCUCUCUUUCAUGUUUACUGGACAGAAUGCACUGAUGUUGAUGCAUACAAAACUAGUGUUAAGGAUGAUAUUGAGUCAUGGAUGAAAGAAAUAACCGGCAAAGAAAUCUCAGAUUGGCUAAUUGUUGUAGUGGAAAGUUAUGAUGGAAAAAGAACAAAUAAGUUAUUGCCUAGAACAACUGUGCUCGAUAGAAUACGUGCAGAUUUUGCAACUAAGCAAGGGGAUCGAUGUAUAUCUGUGAUAAAUCCAGGCCGAUUGGAAACUAGAUCUGCAGACUCGUGGAGGGGAUUAGUGGGCCGAGUUAGGCACCUGGUAUUAGUCGCAUACGCUCGUGCAGUUGUCAAACUUGAAGAUCACGUUCGUCAUCAAAGGGAGAAACGUAACGAGCCAGGAUGGGAUUUCAUGAAUUAUUUUUCUCUUCAGGAGGAACUUGCACAAGUAUUGGAGAUGUUGGGUUUGUACGAUGAGGCUUUAGUGCAGUAUGACGAAUUAGAUGUACUUUUUUCUCAAUUCAUCGUGAACGGUCAUAUCGGUGAAUUAGCAAAUUGGUUGCAUAAAUUUCAGAAACCGUUAGAAAGAUGGCAUGGGCUUAAACUGGGACCCAGUAAAUUAAAGAAAAAUCCUUCGUUUUUAGAAUUAAGGGCGUACUUGUUCGCCAAACAGGCGCAUAUGCUGCUACUAACAAACAAAGUUUGGGAAAUGGCCGCGCGUUGCCUUCCAUUUUUGCACGGGUGCAUAAAAGAAUUUACACUUUUGGACGUAAGUGCACCACCGGGUGCAGUCUCGUGUUGGCUCUUCUUGGCUUCCAUGGAGGUACUGCAGACCUGCGAUCACUUUAAUCAAGCCGAUCAGGUGGACGCAUAUUCCGCAAAUACAGCGGCACUUUGGGCUUACGCAAGCCAGAAGUUAAGGGACCUGGGCGAGCUGUGUGGGUUGUUGCCCGGAGAAAGCCCUACGUCGGCGCAAUUGCAUAUGGUGGUCGGCCUUUCAGCAGGAAUGGGAGAUUGUCCGGGACGAUCUGGGGAACUAUCUCCUACUGACAAACUUAAGAAAGCUCUCUCAUCUCAAGAUGCAUUUAAUAAAAAUUACUUGGAAUUAGCUGAAUUGGCAAUGGGUACCUACAAACACAUUGGUCAUCUUAGAUCCGCACGCCUUAUCGGACUCGAAGUCGCUUCAUUCUACAUGCUCCUGUCGGAAACUCUAAAAGCGGGCGCAUUUCUGGGAGAUGCGCUGCGUACGUUCGAAUUAGACGGUUGGCACGAAUUAGCCGCGCAGACGCAGGUCAAAUUGGCGGAAUGUUAUCGGAAGGCCGACGAUGUUAGAAAAUUUAUCGCAUCGUGUGCAGCAGUGAGUGCGGCGCCGGAAAUCGACAAUCUAAUUAGAUUGAGUUACUUUGACGAGAUGAGGAAGUGUUUAGAUAAUUUAGAUAAGUCUUUAGUAGUGCCUUUCGAAGAUAUUAUAAAAAUAAUGAAUAUUACUAUUAAGAAUAAUAACGGUUUGGUGAUGCACGAUGGUAUUAUGGAAGUUCAGUUGGUCGUCGAUUGCAACUUUCCGCGAGAAGUUUUAUGUACAAAUAUAGUUAUGACAUUAGAUCCGGAGAACAAAGAGCAUAAGAAGGCGAAGGAUAAGAGUGCGAACGAUCGGACAUUUACCCUUAAAAAUGUAAAAAAUGACAGUGAUUCUAUUUUUCAAGUCUUGCACAUGCAAAGGCAUUUGGAUUAUAAGCAAGAUAAGCAGUUAUCGAGCGCUAAUGUUGUAUGCAAAAAUGUUCCGUUUAAACGAAAAAAUAGUAGUAUAUCGCCUCGACCGUGCAAUUUCGACAGUUGCUUGGAGGUAACUAAACUUCCCAUAGUUUUAACUCCCGGUAUUAAUGUUAUAAGACUGACAAAGAAGGGUACAGAUAUUGGGAAGUUUUACUUAGCUCAUGUGGCCAUUAAUAUUGGAAAGUUAUCUCUCAUUUCGAAUCCCUUAAACCAGAAAUUGUUAAUUGAGGUAAUCAAGGAGGAGCCAAGUUUGCGACUCGAUAAAGAAGAAAGGGCUUUGCUUUACGGUUUAGAGCAAACCAUGCAGUUACAUAUGAAAGUCGGUAGCUAUGCUAUAGCUAGGGAUUCAUUUAUUAAAAUUACUGCGUCGCGAGGCGUGACAAUACAGUAUAUUCCCAACGAACAGUUAACUAGUAGUUUAGAAGUUCCUAUACUAAAUAUAGAACCGUUUACAACGUCAAUGACGCCUUUACGCGUUUUCGCAGAGCAUUCGUCUAAAGACCAUCAAAUCACUCUGGUUUGCCCGUGGAGUAACAAACCCAUUCCUGUAACGUUGAGUUUUAGUCCUUUACUUGCCAUUUCAUGGAGAUUACAUACUGUACAGAAUAGAAAAUUUAUACAUAUUACUUUGACAGGACAAUCCGACAUCAGGUUACAGCUUUCAACAACUCAGCUGGAUUUUCGAGAUGGCAUAAAAACUCUACGGUUCGAUGUUAGUGACCCUACCGAUGAGAUUUUGGAAAAUGGUUUAAGUAUUUCUUACGUUUGGGAAAUACUGAUUACUCCGAGCAUCGAAUCACCUCCACUGAAAGCCCAAUUUUCAACCUACUAUACUGCUCUUAUAUCGGAACAUGUGUCUUCUACUCUUGACACAACAACACGAAAAUUUACUUACAAUUUGGACAUUGCAAAUUAUCAGACGCUCUAUGUAGUAGAAAUUGACGUUCAGCCGACUAAGGGUAACGAAUUUUGUCGUGUUGGUGCUUUAUGUAACUUAAAUUUGUGCAUAAAACCUGCUAGUCACACGUUAGAUGCUGUAGAAAUAGAAACUUCCUUAAUGUACGAGGUGCUAGCGGAACCUACAGUGUGGGCAGUGUGCGGACGUACAGCCGGUGUAGUCUCCUUUGAAACCGACAUGGAACCUCAAAUUAUAGUAUUAGAAGUCAUGCCUUUAAAUAACGGGUUCUUGCCACUACCUCUUGUGAGGUUAUCAAAGUACAUCCCUGCUGAUGCCUCAACUCCAGAUAAGUCACGAAAAGGAGGUGAAAGUCAUCCCCGUCUGGAACCGUUCAGUCCAGGUCAAGUGUACAACGCUAGCAAAGGACAUCAGGUACACGUUAUUGCUGGAACAGUUGCCGAGACAACUGCUACAUAACGAUAGGAAGUGAAUAUAAUGUACAAUUAUUUUAUCUAAAUGUAUGUAGAGAUGUAUAUAAUCGUAUAUAGUUAGUACAGAGCAUAUUUCAUUAUCAAUUUUGUGCCAAUUUUUUUCUUAUGUUUUUAUUAUUGCGAAGAAAAUUAGAGUUAUUGUGUAGGUAUAUAUUGAUAAUCUGUGGUGCAAAAGUUAGGUAUAUUUUAAAAUAUGGCGAAGACAAAAUACUCAUUUAUCAUCUUUGUUUUGUUAAUUUAUAAACAUAAUCGCAAAACACUAAAACUUAAAUUAGGAUUUUAAUGUAUCUGUGAUACUACACUCUACAAUCUUCUCUAUUGUUUGAAUAAAAAUUAUAUAUUCAACCAAUAGGAACGCGUGUAUGUGGUUGGGUAACCGAUACAUGUAAAUCUGACUUAAGUAGUUUUUUUUGUAUUAUCUGUUACAAAGAUAUGUUGAUGCUUAUUUAAAAUGGUUAUUGAAUAAAGUUUUGUAUAUAAA